Molecule: messenger RNA, 4054 nt
Organism: Neurospora crassa OR74A
Lineage: Eukaryota; Fungi; Ascomycota; Sordariomycetes; Sordariales; Sordariaceae
Exons: 2
Coding region: 902-2623 (573 amino acids)
Biological process (GO): mitochondria-nucleus signaling pathway; negative regulation of transcription by RNA polymerase II; regulation of nitrogen utilization
Cellular component (GO): cytoplasm
Source: RefSeq, a predicted model, not a curated record
UUGACUUUGACGUCCACCCCUUCCUUCCCUGCCAAUCCCAUCCAGCCUGCCACUGGCAGUACAAUUAGACAUCAAUAUCCUGUCCCCCACCACGCUCCGAAUCCCUCUCCUGUUCGACCUUUCUCGUCUUCGUCACCAACUCCCGUUCAACACCAACCACACAACAUCACAACACCCCCGACACGCAUUGGUUUCCAACAUCAUCCGACUCCGACAGCUUUUUAGUAAUUACUAAUUGCUGCGACUCCCACCACACGAACCUGCCCCUACGCUCGGUAACUGUGGAACUCGAAGGAAGCACAACGACGACGACGACGACGACGACGACAUUCACGAUCUCGACGACAACGCUUCCAACGAUUACGCAAGACAUCCAAGGGAACAAAGGGUUGCAACAGAAGGGAACCUCAACUUGCAUUUGAAGCGACUCCUGCGCCAACACUCGCACUACUUACUGUACCUUCCAUCGCCGACAUAACCAGACCCACCACAGCCGGCCACGAAGUCGAAAAAAGCGGGCACCCCCCCAGCGAAGAGAUUUACACACUUGGGACAAUCCGUCACGAACCCGUCGACAACAGCCAUCACAACAACACCAAUCCCAUUCUAGGUCCCAAUUGUCAUCCGACACUUGCUGCGGAGCCAUCUCAACUUGGGUCCACCUUCGGUGCAGAGCAGAUCCUGAUUCCACAAGCACUCCAGGAUCGCAUCCGCUGAAAGCAACCGUGAAUACAACUUCACAAACAACUCACGUCGACAGAGACCAUCAAGCAACAGCCGCACCAGACCCCCAGUCACAGGCUCGACUUUCGCGGUCGUUUUCGCGAAGUUAGCCGUCACUAUUCGCCCUACUUGCACUUGUGCGUCUGCUCGGACCCAGCGAGCAGCUUCCCCCGUCAUCAUGCCUCUGUCAUUAGAGACGCCCGUCCUGCAGGUCGACGCCAAUGUCAUCCACAAGGUCGACACUACCAACCCCGCCAACCUGUUUAGCAUGUGGACAGUCUUUGCCCGCUGCCGUGACUCCGUUCACCAAGGCCGUCGCCUUGAAAACCUGAGCUGGCGCCUCUGGAACCGGGAGACCUUUUGCUGCGAAAACGAAGUCGCCGACAUCGAGUCCUCUGCGACCUGCCAGCCUCAGGACAUCCAAAGGUAUUCGGCUGGCGAGGACAUGCCCCAACUGUCUGGUAGUGUGGAUUCAGCUUUGGAUGAGGAAGCCGUUGACUUUGGCAACGACACCGACGUCGAGCCUCUCGAAUACCUCCGCCCCCGGAUACAACGGCAGGACUCGUGCGCCAGCAACCGCAGUCGUGGUCGGGAGCGUCACAUCACCUCUGGUGAUCUCGAGAAGAUGGUAGUCUCCAUCAUCGAGGCCAAGGAGCCUCUGAAUGCCCCUCUCCCGAGCAUCACUCUCGUCUCACCUCCCGUCGAGGAGACCAAGCCUGCGCCUGUCAUCCACCAGCUCGAGCGGUCCGGGUCGACUACGACAGAGUCUUCCUGCAACACCUCUGAGAACCCCUCGAUGGAGUCGCUGCAGACCGCUGCAUCUACCGAAACUUCCACUCAGCUACGACCCACCAUCGUCACUCGUGGUUUCUCUGUCUCUCCCUCUCAACUUCCCAUCAUCCAGCGUGCCUCCGCCCAUGCUUCUCGUCAGCCCUCGCCGAGCGUGAUUCCCGAGCCUACCGAUGCUCCUGCUGCCAAGCCUGUGCAGCCUAAGAAGCAACAGGCUCGCUUCGCAUUGGGCGCGUCCAACUCGGGCGACGAUUCCUACACUGACCGCGAGCAGAGCUUCGACCACAGGAAGCAGCAGAUCCCUCUUCCGCCUAAGAAGAAGAUGUUCCAGGUCGGCAGGGGAUCAUCUGAGGAGGAGGAAUCCCUGCGGGACCUGAAGAGGACAGGUGCCCUUGGCAAGCAGGUCGUCAUCCAGGAUAGCUCGGCUAUUAGCGACGACUCGGAUAGCGACUAUGUCGACGAGAGCGCUAUCGAUGACGAUGAUGACUCGUCCGACUGGGAGGAUUCGGUUGAAGAAAGUGGAAAGUCGAGCGUGGAUGACAAGUUCAACUUCCAGCGUGUCGACUCCAAGGUCAACCUUACUUCUCGGCGGUCGCUCAUCACCCUGAUGCUGCACAACAACACCCGGGCGCAGAAGCUUGGCAACAUUGCCUCGCAAUCCACUUCGGCUAUCCCACGCGCCCGCACUCAGCUCAACGGACCUUCUAUGGUUCCUUCGCCGAACGACUCGGACGAAGCGCCAUUGAUGAUGAGAGGCAAGCGUGCUCCUCCUAUGCGUCCCAUCAACGAGAUUCCUAGGUCCACCGCUCAGCCCAUCAACGCGGUUGCCACCGGCUUCCACCACCAAGCUUGCCUGUCUCCUCGUACCACGCGGCGUAACAUGCUUGCCACCGAGCUGACCGAGUCCCUUCGCCGUAACCUGCUCUGGGAGAGAUCCCACAAGAACUCGACGGCCACUGCGGUGCUCAAGCGUCGCCACACUUCUCAGGAUGUCGCCAACCUUAAGCAGUAUCCGGAGCGUCCCUGCAUGAAGGACGACAACGACAAGGAGCGGUGGGACCAAUAUUUUACCAAAAAUGCCUAUAGCGGCUAUCACGCACAGGGUUGGUAAACAUUUGUUACCAUCCUACAUUACUUAUGCACAUAUUCCAACACAACAAAAGAUACCCUUGGGGCCCAUUAACUGGGUAACCCAAUUGGCAGACCGGUUCGGCUGCCGUGUACACUUGAUUCCAGCAUUGGGAGCGACACACAUUUAACGAACUUCACUGCAUGACCCGGCCGGCGUUUGAUUGUUUUUUUUUUGAUCUUCUUUUGGGCUCGCGCAUUGUACGCAUCAGCUUGGCCUUAAUAUUCAUGGUGGAUCUGGGUCAAAUGGUCUUUCACGGGUGGGACAGCCUUGGGGAUUACAGGCUGGCGUGAAAUGGCCGAUGUUUACAAUGAUGGCAUCACUGCCCUGGGUUCAUCAAAGGGAAAUGGGGGGAAAUGGGGAUAGGCGGGUUAUUUACUAUCAUGCAUUGGUUGCGGGCUUCUGAAAUCAAAUUUUCUCUUUCUCUUUUCUCAUCUGGCAACAUUGAACGGCGUUUCUUUUACUUUCUCAUCACAUGAUACCAAAGCCCUUGCGCAUUUGCCGGGGUGUUUCUUCUGUCUGUCCUUCGCGGUCCCGAUGCAACAUGCAGACCGCUUCUCACAAAACCUGUUACCUUUCACAUGUUUCACACUAGUGACUUUCCCUUUUCGUGACAGGCCUUCUUCGCGCAUGGAUGGGGGGAGGGGCGGAAAAAAAAAGGACAAAACCAGAACAGCUGCUGGCCGCGUGUACGAUACUUUUGACUUUUUGAAGAAGCUGAUCGGUCAGGGCGUCGCGCUACGCUACGGUCAAAUCCGUCCGCGUGGUUCGCGCUUCCGCCCAAUCUUUUCUUGACAGCAGAGCAGGCUAGCGCCUAGUGGAAUGCAAGUUGUUGUGAGAAGAAAACAAAAAAAGGAGAAAGCGAGCGAGCGAGCGAGCGAGCAAAACAAAACGCGAAAACGCGAAUUUUUUGAUUUUUUUUUCCAGAGUUCAAGUGUCUACAGAAAAAAAAACGGAUAGUGACAUUUCAAAAUAAUGAUGGCUGGUGACAGAAAGGCAAAAACAAAACGGCGACGGCGGCGGCGGCGAAGGACGGACGGAAGCCAUAAUGAGCCGCUCGGUGUCUUGCUUGGGGUGAGGGGUGAAAUAAGACCCCAAACAGCAGCAUACUAUUCAUAAUCUCGCGUAAGCAAAACGAAUUCAUUCAAUUUGCUUUUAUAUAUUUGCAUGUGAAUGCGACUUGAGUUGGUUGAUUGAUGCUGUGCUGUUGUGUCGGGGGUUGUUGUGUUUGGAGCCUCAAUAAUUGCGGCGGUUAUGGUACUCGACUGUUACACAGGCCAGGCAGGGGGGUAUGUAAGAAGAAACUUACGCGAUGGCAUUAAUGGGCUCCGUUGGCGCCAUGUACUUCUUCUUUUAUUUUACGUACUUGCUACCCGUUGGAAGGGGGUUGUAGAAUAUCCAUUCGUCCAUCCA